GCGGUGAACGCUUUGCAGGGUGAUCUGAGGUCAAAUUCUAGGAGUCCAGAUCGACCCACGUGCAACGCGUUAUUCGUGAGUUUUCAAUGCAUGGCCACUACUCAUACAACUUGUAAGCUCUAACCGUCUCAUUCUUUUUCACAAGUAUAAUUCGUCAACAGUGCAGACCUUACCUCAAUUGAUCAACAUGUUCCAUUAACAUGCUGUGGAACCAGUGGUAGAAAUAUCGAAUGUUUUUGGAGGGGUGAUUGUUGCAGGCAGUCGUAUCGAAAUUUAAAGUCAUCACCCAGUGGACAAUCGAUUGCCGUUUUGCCGAUGCAAACUUCCUAUCUCAUCUGCUCCCUAGGUCCCACGCAUUCGGUUGAACGAUCGUGCAAGUGGUAAUUGGUGUGUUUUCGUUUGGUCUGUACAAAUCCUCUUGGCAGUGCUUCUCUAACGGAAUUGAAACAAUUUACAUGUUGCCUUUGGGUUUCUCAAUGCCUGUGACGAAACCCCAAAGUCACACUCCUCUUGGCACCGAAGCUGAAUCAGAACGCCGGAGUUCAUCAACGAGCACCUGAAAGUGAUCAUUUUUGAAUAUCCUACUUCGUCUGAACUGAAAUCUUGCAAGCUACGCAGUGAAUGGAAACAGCAGUACAAACCCCUGUCAGCGUGCCCAUCGUCACACCGUCACUCACUCCCCACAGAGUGCAACGCGGCGAUAGUCCUCUCAGCAGCCUGGGUCCAGAAGAAAACCUCCCUACUGUAGACGAGACUCAGCCAUGCCUACCACGAUUGGAUGUCGAUGCGGGGAGAAAGAAGGAAGACAAUGCUGAAGAAGCAAAUUUGGAAAAUAGCCCACAACUGUCGAGCCCACAUGAGAAGAAGGGCAUGAGAGAUAGGCUUCGAGGAUUAGCGGACAAGUAUGUGUCGUGCUUACACGCCAUCGAUGGCGGUACCGGGGACUUGCGAGGGUGCGGGGGUACUGGAAGUCCGACCGUGGUGCCUGCGCCGCAGCCUUUUGAAGCACCCUCCGUUGGCUAAUCCUUCCGCAAAUUUGUGAGAUGGUCGCAUCAUGUCGACUACAGGCUGCAGAGUGUUCUGAGAUUGUAGUUUGUUAUAGUCUGUUAAGUGAUGAGAAUUCUAGACAGCAGAUUUGAUUAGGUAACCUCAACAAGGUGAUUGUGGGUUCUGGAAUAAUUUGCAGAGUUCCUGACCAUUUGCGCAUGGAUUGUGCGUGUAUGGAUACUUCAGUCUGCAGAUUUCUUUUGUUUACUUGGUGAGUGUAUAUAACAAUCACAAUUGUAAUCAAUUUAUCUACACAGAAGGGUUAAUGGUGGGAACGACACUGACGUAUGAUUCUGAUGAGUGCAGUCAGUUGACGGAGAAGCAGGAAAGUGUGGUGUCUCCUGCUGCAAAUCCUUAAAACUGUGUAAUGAUUUUUUAUUUACCCUGUACAUGAGCAAUUAUCUGCAGAGAAAACAGUUCCUCUGGUCAGUUGAAAAUGGUAGUAGUGCUUGAAGCGCACACCUGUCGAACUGGAAUCGUAGUUUUCCUAUAAACUUGUGCGACCAAGUAGGCCUGAAGUCUGUCAUGUUCGCCAGGAACUCACGGAUGCAGCGCCAGCGACGAUCUUACAUAUACAUAAGAAGGUUGUGUUUAUAUAUAUAUAUAUAUACAAAUCUCUCCUAAUAUUCCUAUUUAAAAAGAAAACUCAGUCACAGCGGCUGCCACAAGCUGGAUACAUUAAUGUCAGAUUUUAUACCAUGUUUGAACGCUGCGAAAUAUUUACACUCAUCCACAAUUGAAAGCGAUCUCGGCAUGGCAACGAUAGCUCCGAAAACUCCGAAAGACACCAGUCUGCACUCAAGAGUGAGAAGGCAAAGGCGACGAAGCGAAGAUAGCAACCGUUAUUUAACUGAACAACAGCUGACGUAGUACAUAGCUACCCAAACGACGUGUUGCAGGAAUUCCUCUACCGUUUAGAACGGCAUCCGGAGUUCGUCGAGAUGUGAGCGUAGGCAUUGCUUGCAGAGUUGAAGAGGUCCUUGCUAAGAAAUCCUUGGUUAACACUGCUGGAGUUUAUAAUUUGAUGUAAAGUACAACACAAUCGGGUGGAGAUGGAUAUAGUGAGGAAGUUUUCGGGCGCGGCCUCGCUACAAACUCAGUCAUUGCCCUCUACAAGCUUUCAUCAGGACACGGCUUCUAUGCAAACGGAGUUCGAGGUUGAGGAGGAGCAGGUUCCGUUUGCUCAUACACUCUACAUUCUAAUCUAUUUGCGUGAGGUGCUGAAUGGGUUGAAACUAAUCUACUCGGACAAGAUAAACGACGCUGAGGACUAUUUCGACACACUCAGGGCGGGACACGCACGCUUCAGCCUACAUUACGCUGAAGUUGCAAUGUUUGUGGCGGUCAUGUCGCAUGACGAUGACGACAUUAACUUCGCCAUCUCGCUGUUUCAGGCAGCCGAGGGAUUCGCGUCCGAACAAGAAGUUAAACAUCGCACUCACAGCAACAUAAAGAAGGUGAACGAGACAGUGAGUAGCAUGAAGAGCUGGGCGUUAGGCAAAGCGGUAGCAGUUCUUGAGAAAUCAGGGUUCGAGAAAGCUGCUGCAUUAAGUGACAAGCUGAAGUCUAAGGAGGAAAAUCCAGACGUAAAGGAUGCCAUGUCGCGCGAGGAGACAAAUGUUCAACAUCGGCUUCGCAGGAUGCGCUUGUGGUGCUUGUAUAUUCAAGCCGAAUGCUUCCUCUUCAUCGGCCUCUUGACUUCAGUUUGGUUUGGGGUACAUCAGACUUUGGCUGGCGGAGAGAGGUGGAGCUCUAUGGUGAAGGUGGGGUACAACUUGAAAAGGGCGUGGCUCAUUUACAAGCACAGCAAGAAGAAGCUCUUGCAGGUGCAGCGGGAAUGGGUGACCAUGGGCGGAACCCUGCAGGGUGAACUGAGUGGAAACCUCCGAGCUAACUACGACACCGACGAUGAUGAACAAAGCCCCAAUUCAGGGUCUGCAGUUCCAUCGACGCCCGACUCACAGUCUGACAUGGAUGAAGAAGGAUGGCAAAUAAGGCAGCCCCGACUUUCAGAGUCUGAAAUGAUUGAAAUGGGAGCCAUUGCUGCCAGUGGCAACCUGCAGAAGCUGGAAGGGAACAUCAAGGAAGACCAAGAACUAGCAUCUCUAAGAAUUGGAAUUGAGUUUGGGAUGGGGGCCUUCAACCUCAUUGUGUCGCUGAUUCCAGCCCAGUAUCACAAGGCGCUAGAACUUCUGGGCAUGCCUGGGGACAGAGCAAGGGCCAUCAUUCUUCUGAACAGUGUCUCUACGACGCACCAUCCGAGAGCUCCACUUGCUGCGCUGAUGCUGCUUCUUUACCAUACGGUCGUCAUGGCAUUUCUGCCUCCGAUCAAAAAUCACAUGGAAAUUGCCACUUCAUUGCUCAACAAUAUGGAGCCCAAUUGGAAAGGGGGUUGUAUCAUCCGCGUUGUGGAGUCUCGCUUGGCUCGUUACGAGGGUAACCUGCAGAUGUCCAGUGACCUUCUCUCCAACCACACAGUUGAUAUGAAUUUACGAGGAUUCAACCUCAGGCUUCGAAAUCUUAUGCUGGAAGAGAUGGGGUGGUGUCUUAUGUUACAGGGUCACUAUGAGAAGGCGGCUAUGUGUUUUGACUCCCUCUUCAAGGAGACUGCUUGGUUCAAGCCUUUUUAUUGCUGUCUGAGGUCAGCUUGUUUGUGGGAAUCUAGUGAACCAGGCUCGAAGCAAGAAGGCGGUCGUCUGCUCGAGGACGUCACGACAUUACUAAGUGCGAAGAAAGGAAAAUUGUCAUCUGUGGAACUCUUCGUCAGCCGUUUGUCUACCGACUACGUCACCCUUGGCUUGGUUCCACUGCAUCCUGCCUUGGAAUUAAUCGCUGUUUAUAAUGGCUUCCACCAAAUGAGUCAAUUACGACUCAAGGAACUAGCGGCGCAGCUUGAUGCAGAGCUACGUCUGCACAGUAACAGAACCUUAAUAUUGAAUUUCAUGCCUCAAGAGAAGCAAUCAACCAUACAGGCAAAAUUUGUGGAGUCCAUCCCCCAAAGUCAAGAGUUAGUACCCACACAGUUGUAUGGAAAAAAUAUUAUGAAGAUAAUAUCAAGCGUUAGUACAGUAAAUUCAGCGGCGCAGGCGUCGAGCAGCAGAAAAGCACCUGUGGAACACAACUGGGUUGAAGAAAGCAUGAUAACUUGCAGGUACCUGCUAGCACUUUGCUUGAUAAAUCUCAGGUCCCUAAAACCUGCUGAGGACCACCUACGUAAAGUGGUGGCUGCCACGGACAUAAUUGCUGGAUCAAAAAUUACUUUGUCAACAGUUCUUGGAAACAUUGCUCCCUACGCUUGCUACGAGCUGGGGUCGAUGCUGUUGGACAGAGACACAUCUGGUGAUGGAUUGAGCUUGUUGGAGAAGAGCACGUCCUUCCCGUUUCACGACUUCCAGACACGGCUUAAAUUCGUGGUGGGAGAGCGGCUCAAAAGGUUUCACUAAUGCAAGACUCUGGAGAGUUCAUUACAUGCACUUCUACAGAGAUCCUACAGAUCUUCGUGGGCAGAAGAACAGCUAUGCAACUCAGGCAGGGUCGCUAGUGACAAAAGUAGAAUGAAAGUUAGCCAUGAUGGCAACACAGAGUUCCGUGGUGUGGAAUCGAAGGCAGCCGUCGCCGUCAAUUCCCAAUCUUAGCUUGAAUUUUUUUCUUGAAUUUACAAUGUGAAGCUUACAAAUCGAAACUCUAAUUCUUCAGAUCAAUAAUUAGUCACGAGCUCGCUUGGGAAUUUUAGUUGACUUCCCUGCGAUUCGCACUCAUACCUCGAACCAAAACGUUGAUUGACGUCUACCUUACAUUCGCCUAGUCCACGCUUGCCUUCUUGCGUUGGAGAUUCGAUCC
Molecule: messenger RNA, 4887 nt
Organism: Physcomitrium patens
Lineage: Eukaryota; Viridiplantae; Streptophyta; Bryopsida; Funariales; Funariaceae
Source: RefSeq, a predicted model, not a curated record